Messenger RNA from Engraulis encrasicolus (European anchovy), 18230 nucleotides. RefSeq names its product ring finger protein 213a (gene rnf213a). The transcript is spliced from 69 exons. Gene Ontology annotation, molecular function: ATP hydrolysis activity; ubiquitin-protein transferase activity. The record is from RefSeq and is a predicted model, not a curated record. The coding region runs from base 241 to 16551 and encodes 5436 amino acids. Gene Ontology annotation, biological process: negative regulation of non-canonical Wnt signaling pathway; sprouting angiogenesis; ubiquitin-dependent protein catabolic process. Gene Ontology annotation, cellular component: cytosol; membrane; nucleolus. Lineage: Eukaryota; Metazoa; Chordata; Actinopteri; Clupeiformes; Engraulidae.
UUGUCAAACACGCCCAUGUAACAGAAACGAAAGUUCAGUGCACGAUUUCGCUUACUUGGAAACGGAUAACCGACCACGGGUUUCCAAUAGUGUUGUCCUGACUGUGCUUUUGGUAAUUUACAUAUAGGCUACUGUAAUAGCUACACAUGCAGCCGAAUACUGCUGAAUUCUCUUGUCAACAAUGCGAGUCAUGUGUGCAUGAGGAGAAGCCUACGCAGUGAGAAGAGUCUUUGACGAGAAAUGAAGUGCGUGGGUUGCGGCCAUGUCUCUGCGGAGAGGAACCCCAAGUUUUGCAGCGAGUGUGGAGCACGGUUUCCCUCUCAAGUCAUAGCAGAUGACAACCCAAAGUCUUUGACAGCUGGCAAUGAGGGACCCCCUCUGCUGAUUGGCGAUGAGUCGUCUUUGGAUGGACCCCAGUCACCCACAUCACCCACAUCACCCAAACGGCCUCUCGAAGAGCCCAACAACAACUCCAAAGCUAAGAAGAAACCCCGCAAGCGUCGGAAGAAGAAGAAGCAUGAGGGCCGAGACUCUCUGCAGUCCAUCACCUCUGACCUGUCGGACACCUCCCUGGGCGAGCGGGAGGCGCGGCAGGACCGGGGGGGAGGAGACGCGGACGCGGCGGAGGCGGACAAAUCCGCCUCGGACAGCGAGAGUUCCGCCAGCGCCAUGGACGAGUCGGCCGACCCGGUGGCCAGUCCCCUCGACAACCCGACGCCGCUGUCACCGGUCAUCGAGACGCAGGAGCCGCUGGGGUCCCCACCAGUUUCCCCUGCCAAGACACCAGCACCACUACCAGCCCACGCUUUGGUAAAUACCACACCACCACCACCUCCGCGAGCCCAUGCUGUGACCACUACCCAGUCUCCACCCGGCAUGGCUUUGGCAAAUACCCAGUCUCCACCCGGCAAGGGUUCAGCCAUCCAGUCUCCAUCAACCAACUCUUCAGCCACUCCCCAGUCUCCACCAGUAAGAUAUGAGCAGCAGCAGCAGGAGAAGAAGGCCUCGGAUGAAAGCGUCCCUGAUAAUGACACCACCACCAUGCAGCACUGUGGCACAGAGGAGGCACCAGGACGGGAGAGGCCUGAGCAUGAGCAGCUGAGAGGCGAGGGAGAGGUAGGGCCUGAGACGUCCCCAUCGGAUAGGAGUACGAGUGCAGCGUGGCCUGUCCAGACCCAGACCGCAGGGCCGACCUCUGCUGGACCCCAAGACUCCAGUAGUAACCCUGAUUCUGGGGUUCAAGAUACCAAUAGUAAGCCCAUUUCUGAGCCAGAAGGGCUCACCAGGCAACCCAUUUCUAGGGUCCAAGACCCCAAUCCUGAAGACCUCAGCAGGCAGUCCAGUUCUGGGCAGUCUCCGUCUGAGGGGAAGCUCACCGCUGCUGACCAGACGCAGGCCAAAGGGUCCGAUGGCAACAGGCGCAGCAGCCAGAAGUCCAAGAAGAAUAAGGAGGCCGCUAACACACCAACACCUCAACCGCCUCAAGACAGCAGUGCCAACGCUGAUAAGAGCUCACAUGAGGGACAGACACCAGUCAAGAAGGGCAAAGGGAGUCAAUCACAGACACCAGGAAGUACAGGGACUGUCUCUAGCUCUAAACCACAGACAAGAAGCCAAGGGAAGAAAGCGGAGGAUCACCCACUGAAAACUGAGGAGCCGAGGACAGAUGCCCAGACGCCGGGAAAUAAGAACGCAAACAAGAAACAAACCACUACACAGACCAAAGGAAGCCAGCAGAAGGUGUUUGGUCCUCAGUCGUCUAAGGAUGUGAGUGAGGGGUCGAGUGUGGACGCGCGGACGGGGCCUGGUCUAGUGGAGCACAGUGAGGUCCAGCAGAGAUCGACUGCCCAGUCUGAGGAUGAGGCAGACAGGGAGUCUGAUGACGACAGUGGCCAAGGAACCUCCAAACCUCCCAAAACCAGCCCGCCUCCUGCCAGGAUCCCUACACGCGGUCAGCAGAUUGCUGCAACAGAGAGGGUGACCAUCUACUUCCAUGCUGUCCUCUCCAAGGACUUCAAACUGACAGAGGACGACCGAGUCUUUCUCCGUGCAGGGGGAUGUUUAGGAGACUGGAAACAUGACAUAGCUGAGCUGACUGUGUCUCGUGACUUGGGUGAACAUGGCUACCUAAUUGAGGGGAAAAUACACGCCAAAAAGUCGGGCGUAACCUCAGUGUCCAUUCCGUACAAGUAUGUUGUGUACAAAAAGAAAAAGGACGAUUACGAAUUUGAAUACAUUUACAAAUUGGAUGCCCACAAAACCACCAACAGAUGCUUGUUCAUCAUAGCGCAUCUCCUCAAUGAAGAAGGAGAGUGGCAUCAGUAUGAUGACAUUGUCUGUGCGCCGCCGUCUAAAAAUCUUCUCAAACGAAUAACUAGCAUGCUGUGGUCUGAGAAGAGGGACGAUCUGAUUAAGGGCAGAAACAUUGCUGGCAGGAUAAUGUUGCAGAGCAUAUUCGACCUGCUCAGCAGCUGGAGUGAGGUCAACCUCAAGAGUUUCCUCACCCAGCUCAAGCAGUUCCACCAGAUCUACGCAAACCCUUUUGUGUUUGAAGAAAAACAAGAAAAGUGGAUCUCCUUAAGAUAUGAUGAAACUGAUGUGAAUAAGUUGGUGAAAGACUUCAUGCUGGACCAUGUGACUCCUGAGCUCCGCAAGGAGGAGGGAGGGACAAGAGCAUACAUCAAAGAACCCCUCUAUGCAGCGGUGAUAAUGCUGUAUGUGUGGAGGACCUUGCAUCUCCCGUUGAUACAUGCAGAGUUUGCUCGUCUCUGUGUUGCUCUCUGCCCGCCAGACCUCCCCAAAGACCAGUUCCUGCCCUACUGGGAGGAAUUCCAGCAGUCAUUCUCAUGUGUGAAAGGGAUGACGGAGAUGUUAGUGACCCUCAUAAGCAACGUCUACUCAAAGAGUAUGCACCAUUGGGUGCUGGUGCUGCCCCUCUUACACCUGGAACGGGGGUCGUGCAAACCUUUUGAGGCAGUCCCUUUCUCUGGCACCCCAAGAUAUGAGAUGGCAGCCUGGGCUGGACUGCAGGGGAUACGAUUUGGAAACAUUCCCCUUUCAAGCCAGGACAGAAGCACCAUACUGAACUCACUGAAGAAGCAUCCUCAUCUCCUGAAGAUUGAUCUGCUGCUUGCUCGCUCCGUCAUGAGCCAACUAACACUGGAGGACCUGACCGCAAACAGUGCCAUGCUCAAUCCUGAGCUGCUUGAUCUGUUGCACAUCUUCCACCAGAAAGUUCCCUCCUCAUUGAGCCACAUGAGUACAAAUGAUGUUUCUGAUGUAGUGACUCAUAUUCAGACUAGUCUUCUUGAGAACAAGUACAGUUGCUCAAGUGAUGCAUAUGGAACUGAAUGUUUGAACACCUCUGUGAAACUGCUGACAAAAAUCUGCAAAGGAGUCCACUACCAGUUUCAUGAGGUCCCUAUUGCCUGCAUGAGUCUUGUUGGGGCAGUGUCAGACUUCACCUUGUUGUGUAACAAACAGGAAUCGGAGGAUGGUCUAAGUCAACAGAAUGUGUCUCUACUGUCAGAUGCAAUGGAAGUACUCCGCACCUGGAUGGCCAAAACAUUCACCAAGAACCUGCUGCAUUCAUACCUCUCAUCAGUCACAUCAGCAUCUCUCAACUCAGUAGAGGCCGAGAUGUGGAACAAUAUCAUUUCUCGCAGCUUCAAGAGUGAGGACUUCACAACCAGAUGGAGAAAUACCUUCACCAGAGAUUUUGAAGGCAAAUUUCAAAGGGAGGAUCGUUUAGAUCAGGUGGAUGUGUACUGUUCAAAGAUGGAAGACCUCAGUAACUCUCUGCCACACAUUGCCAGGAGUAUAGAAACAUGUGCCCUCAAGGCCGUCACUGCUCUUUGCCAGGCAAAAUCCGAAGGCGAUGUUUUCCAAAGGGUGCGCAACUUCACUUGGAACAGGAAGUUUGGGAACCUUCUGUCCACAAUGAUUCUGCAAUCCUGGCCGAAGGACAAAGAUGGAGUUUUCCAGGAUGACCAAGAACUCGUCAUUCGGCAUCUCUUGGACUGGAACGCUGCCAAAAACAUUUUCCAGCUGCAAGAUACAGAGCAGAAGUUCAUUGAGCUUCUCUCAGACGAGGCCAAGUUGAGGAUCAGCGUGGCCAUAUCGGCGUUCACGUACAUCACUGAGCAGCUGAUCAAAGGAAGCAUCCAGAUCAGGCUCCUGAGAUACGUGCUGGAGAGGAAGGACACCUUCACCACGCUGCUCAACAUGGAGUGCCUGUGUGAGGACCAGCGGCUCCAUGACGGCAGCGCUAUGAGGACGCUGCUGCAGCAGAGAGAAGAGGAGGUGAAGGCCGUGCAGCACGACAAAACACUCCUGGACGGCUUCCUCAACAUGUGCCACAAGCUGCAGGAACACUUAAAAGUCGAUGUCAAGAGGCUGGAAGGCAAAAACCAGGUCGACAUCGAAACGAUGGACCUGGAUGAGUUCAUGCCGGUGCAUGUCUUCGGCCAACUCUCCACCACCCAAACGGUGACGUUCUUUGAGCUGGAUGAAAACAUGAGAGACAUGGCCGAGGUUUUGCACACUUUCCGAGACAGCUACAUCUUCAAGCUUUGCUGGAACUCCCAGGCCCUCGAAUAUGCCACACUAGAUGACACCAGCGACGAGUCGGAUCGCGAAGACGAUCUAGAUGAAGCAGACAUGGCACCAGUCACCCCUGACAUCAUACACGACGAGAUCUUCCAGCCCUGCUUCAGCAGGUACCAACAAAUUUACGCCCAACUGAAGAACGGCAGGUUCCGCCUGGAGCAAGUGGACGAGGUCUUAAAGGACUUCAAGGGUAAAUACCCUGAACUGUCCGCUGACCUGGCCAUCAUGUGCCGCAUUGACCCGGCAGAUGGCCGGCACUGGAUCAAGAGGAAGGUGCAGCAGAUUGAGCAGUACCACGAGCUGCACCUGGCUGUGGAGUCCGCACAGGUGGUGCACAUGGUCAAGGAGACACUCUGUCUCCAAGGGGACUUUGAUGUUUUGGAUUUGCUCCUCCAAGUUACAAACAUCGACUUUAAGAAGGAGAGCCUGGACCGCAUUGACAAUGACAUGAUGCAAGCAAAGACCGUCCUAGUGGACAUCACAGAGACACGCAGGGUGUGUCUUCAGGAACUUGGACUCAGAAAGAACUUUGUCAUGUGGGUGAAAGAGGCUCUUGAAGACAUCAACGAGCUCAAAGUGUUUGUCGAUCUUGCCUCCAUAUCUGCUGGUGAGAAUGACCUGGAUGUGGACCGGGUGGCGUGCUUUCAUGACGCCGUCCUUGGUUAUGCUCCGAUGUUAUAUGAGUUGAAGCCUCAUUCAGGAUUCCAGGCCUUCAAAGAGACGCUGAAGAAGCUAUGGAAGGCUCUGGACAAUGAUGCCAACCUCCCUAAGAAGCUGCGUGAUACUGCAAGGCACCUGGAGUGGCUUAAGACUGUGAAGGACAGCCAUGGGUCAGUAGAGCUGUCCUCCCUCUCUCUCGCCUCCGCCAUCAACAAGAAGGGAAUCUACAUCAUCAGUGCUCAAGGACAAAAGAAGCUCACUCUGGACACUGUGAUUCGACUGCAAAUACCUGAGGAGCAUGAGGAAGGUCAAGAGCUGCGAAACUACUCACUUGAGGACCUGCGAGAGCUUCAAAACAAACUCAUGCUGAUGUCUGGGAAAGGAGACCAGGGCCAGUGCGAAGUUGAUCAGUUUGCUGAGGUAUUUGCCAAUGUGCAGAGGUUGGCCGUAGCAUUCAUAGAUCUGUUCAUUGCUGGUAGUCCGUUGUUUCGGCACUGGGAGGCCAACAUCAACCUCAAAGCCGAGCAGGCCGCUAUCAUCAUGGACUUUGGCUUAGGAAGUGCCAUCAAUAUGAUCAUCAUUGAGGGAAGUCCUGCCGAGCAGCUACCAGACCUGUGCAAAAAAAUGGAGACCUGCCUCAGCUUUUGGAACAACUUCAUGGACAAUCAGCGAUCGUGCCACUACUAUCUCAACUACUUCACUGCCGAGCAGAUUGUGUACCUGUCCAGCAAGCUGACUCAGAAGAGCAUCAGUAAACCUGACUCCCAGGCCCUCAUGAUGCUGUCAUUCAUUAAACAGGAUUGCAACUCUAUGGACCUCCGAGAGGCCUGGCACUCCAUGCAGUACUUCCUUCUGAAGGAACCCCCUGAGAAGAGCAAGGACCUGGAGUUUCAGACGUUCAUCGAGGGUUCCCAUACUCAAAAAAUGGAAACGGCUGCUCAAGCAAUGGACACAGAAUUACAGGCUGGGACUGAUGGCGGAGUUGAUGGCCUUUACAGCAAGAUACAGACGGUUCCGGGUCCAGGCAAGCUUGACCUGAUCUGGAACGCCUACAUGAGAGACAUGAACGCAUUUCUCCCUGAUUCUCUUGAUGUCGGGUGUCUGGGAAAGCUGCUCGAAAUCUUGACCAACCAGGUCGAUGAGGUUGACAGCGAAAACGAAGGUCUGGUGAGUUGGAAGACAAACGGAAUCGUUCAAAGGGAGUUGCCACAUGGGUUGGUUGGUGGGCGUCCAAAUCUGAUAGUCUGUCCCGCUGCCGAGAUUCUCAUGUCCUGCAUUUCUAUUUACAUGGCCAGCCGCUCGGAAUCCCUACCAACAUACGACGAGAUACUGCUUUGCGGCCCUGCGACACCAUAUGAGCAAGUCGAACUGUUCCUCAGGCGCUGUAUGAUGAGAAGAUACGACGACGGCACUCGCAAGAUCUACGUCAUGCUGUAUGUGGGCCAGCUCUCCUACGAAGUCAGCGUCAAGGUGGAGCAGUUCUUUCACAGGCAGAAGAUGCAGAGCCAGGAGGACUAUCGCCUAGUGCUGAUGUGUAGCUCUGAUCGUGAGGGCGCCUACAUACCCUCUGCCUUCAGCCAUUACCGGCUUCACAUAGUACCUCAGGAACCCCUUGCCAUGAUACAGGAGUAUUUGGCUUCUCAUUACAAAGUCUCUCCAGACCGAUGCAGUGCCUCCGCUGUAUUCAAAAGUGGACUGUUCGUGGGAGUGGUGACCUCAAAAAGGGCAGGUGUAGGGAAAUCAUUGUACAUACAGAGAAUGUAUGAGAAGCUGAAAAGUAUCACCAAAAAGCCAUCAAUGCUGAAGUGCAUCCGCUUGCUUGAGACCAGGGUGGAUGAAAAUGCAAUUCUCCAUGCAUUGCUGAACAGCAUGGAGAGAAAGGAGCUCACAAUAUUCCAUUUUGAUGUCACCACUUCAGUGCAGAAAGGAUUGAACGAGUUCCUUUUCAAGCUGCUGGUCUUGCGCUACUUGAUGGAUUCCAAGGGAAGGAUGUGGAAGUGCAGUAACAACCACCUGUACCUCAUUGAGCUUUUGCAACCUGAUAGAACCUUGCAAAGAAAAGGUCCAAGAUCUACUGCCUUCCUGGAUGUCUUCCCAAUGAUUUUCUGCCGCCCUCCAAAGGAAGUCCUUGAGUUGGAGGUGAAGAUUCAUGAUCAUCCCCAUGGGCCUCGUCCUGAAGAUCCUUUGAUGGAUGACAAGGAGUUCAGAAGUGUGAGCUUUCAACGUCCCUACCAGUACUUGACCCGCUUCCACAAUCGUGAGAGCCUGGACAACUUCAUGUACAACGGAGUAGAGGGAACCCACAUAGAAUGUCUGCAGAUGAUGUUCUUCUACUGUGGCAUCAUUGAUCCAUCUUGGGCCGAGCUGAGAAACUUUGCCUGGUUCUUGAAUCUGCAACUACAGGACUGCGAGACAUCAGUUUUCUGUGACGCCUCGUUCACUGGAGAUACCUUGCAAGGCUUCAAAAACUUUGUGGUGGACUUCAUGAUCUUGAUGGCCAAAGAUUUUGCCACUCCAUCUCUCAGCAUCUCUGACCAGAGUCCUGGAAGGUUCGGGAUGGACCUGGAAGGAGUGAACGAAGAAGACCUUGCUCCCUUUAGAAUCAGAAAGAGAUGGGAGUCAGAACCACACCCGUACAUUUUCUUCAACGACGAUCACAUAUCCAUGACAUUCAUCGGCUUUCAUCUCCAACCAAAUGCACAAAACGGUGUAGAUGCCGUCGAUCCUUCAUCAGGAAGAGUGAUCAAGAGUAACAUCAUGAGCACACAGCUGUAUGAGGGCCUGAAGUUGCAGCGAGUGCCAUUCAACAUUGAUUUUGAUCAGCUUCAAAGAGGGGAGAAAAUAGAGCGUCUCUGCAACGUUCUGGGGAUCCAAUGGCCCCUCGAUCCCGACGAAACGUACGAGUUGACGACUGACAACAUACUGAAGAUGCUGGCGAUCCACAUGCGCUUCCGGUGCGGCAUCCCCGUCAUUAUCAUGGGGGAGACUGGAUGUGGGAAAACCAGGCUGAUCAAAUUCCUCUGUGAACUGAGAAGGAGUGGCGUCAACACCGAAAACAUGAAGCUGGUCAAAGUCCACGGUGGCACAAACUCGGACAUGCUCUAUGAGAAAGUGAGGGAGGCAGAGACCAUUGCAUCUAUCAACAAGGAACACUACGGCUUUGACUCUGUCUUAUUUUUUGAUGAGGCUAACACAACUGAAGCCAUCAGCAGUAUCAAGGAAGUCUUGUGCGAUCACACUGUCAUGGGAGAAAAGCUCACUCCAAACACAGGCUUGCAAGUCAUUGCUGCCUGCAAUCCCUAUCGCAAACACACUGAUGUGAUGAUAAAGAGACUAGAGUCUGCUGGCUUGGGGUACAGGGUCAGAGCGGAUGAGACCGAGGAGAAACUGGGGACCAUACCUCUACGUCAGCUCGUGUACCGAGUACAAUCUCUGCCCCCCAGCAUGAUACCACUGGUCUGGGACUUUGGGCAGUUAAACGACCAGACUGAGAAAAUGUACAUCCAGCAGAUCGUUCAGAGAGUGGCUGAGAAGAACUCUAUUGACAUGAGAUACAUCAGUGUCAUAACUGACGUCAUGGCAUCGUCUCAGAAGUACAUGAGGUCCAGGAGGGAUGAGUGCAGUUUCGUGAGUCUCAGGGAUGUGGAGCGUUGCAUGCAGACAUUUGUGUGGUUUUACAAUCACCACUCAAUGCUUUUUGAUGAGCUGAGAAGUCUUGGCGCAAGUGAUAGACCUCAGAGGUUGGACCUUGAGAUUCGAGACCCAGUACUGUGGUCCUUAGUCAUGGCUAUCGGUGUGUGCUACCAUGCCUGCCUGGAGGACAAGGACAAGUACAGAAAAAAAAUCAGCGCUCAUUUCAGAGGCACUUACACUCACACAAAAAUCAGAGAUGAAAUUUCUCUCAUGCAAGAUCUGAUGCUCAGUGGAGUGCCCCUUGGCAACACAAUUGCGCGUAACAAGGCCCUGAAAGAAAAUGUCUUCAUGAUGGUGAUCUGCAUCGAGUUGAGGAUCCCUCUUUUCCUUGUGGGCAAACCUGGUAGCUCCAAGUCUCUGUCGAAAACACUGGUGGCGGACGCCAUGCAGGGCCAGGCGGCACACUCCGAGCUGUAUCGCCAGCUCAAGCAGAUCCACCUUGUGUCCUUCCAGUGUAGUCCUCACUCCACCCCUGACGGCAUUAUCAACACCUUCAAACAAUGUGCCCGCUUCCAGGAGGGCAAGAACCUCAAGGAAUACGUGUCUGUGGUGGUGCUGGAUGAGAUCGGAUUGGCCGAAGACUCUCCCAAGAUGCCUCUGAAGACCCUCCAUCCACUUCUGGAGGAAGGAUGUAUCGACGACCAACCCUUGCCUCACAAGAAGGUUGGUUUUAUCGGCAUAUCCAACUGGGCCUUGGACCCGGCCAAGAUGAACAGAGGAAUCUUUGUCUCGCGUGGUGAUCCUGAUGAGGGUGAGCUGAUUGAAAGUGCCAAGGGGAUUUGCUCAUCUGAUCCCAUUGUUCUUGAGACAGUAAGAGAAUUCUUUCAGCCUUUUGCGAGGGCUUACUUGAAAAUCUGUAAGCAACAGGGGAAAGGCUUUUUUGGGCUGCGUGACUACUACAGCUUGAUCAAGAUGGUCUUUGCCAUGGCCAAGGACUCGGAGCAGAAGCCCAGUGCCGAGAAGAUCGUAGAAGCAGUCCUGAGGAACUUCAGUGGUAGAGACGAUGUGUAUGCCGUCGAAGUCUUCACAAGCAGACUGCAGGUGCGACCAAACCUGGAAAGCAUUAGUGCCAUCAAGCUCGUUAGGCAAAACAUCACUGCCAUCGGACAGGAUGAGGAAUGCAGAUAUCUGCUUGUCUUGACCAAAAACUAUGCGGCUCUGCAGAUCAUCCAGCAGACAUUCUUCACCCAGGAGACUCAACCGGAGAUCAUAUUCGGCUCCAGCUUCCCCAAGGACCAGGAAUACACUCAGAUUUGCCGCAACAUAAAUCGAGUGAAGAUCUGCAUGGAGACGGGCAAGUCCAUCAUGCUGCUCAACUUGCACAACCUGUACGAGAGUCUCUACGAUGCUCUCAACCAGUACUACGUGUGCCUGGGCGGCCAGAAGUAUGUGGACUUGGGUCUGGGCACUCACCGAGUCAAGUGUAGGGUGCACAAAGACUUCCGGCUCAUUGUGAUUGAGGAGAAGGAGGUCGUCUAUGAGAAGUUUCCCAUUCCCCUCAUCAACCGGUUGGAGAAGCACUACCUCGACAUCAACACUGUCCUCAGAAGGGAGCAAAAGGAAAUUGUCAAGGACUUGGAUAGAUGGGUGAAGGCGUUCGUCGUUCCUGACAGCAGUCCAUCUUUGACCUUCCAGGUGCACAAAUAUCAGCUGCCUGAUGUUUUCAUUGGCUACCACUCCGAUACCUGUUCGUCUGUUAUCCUGCAAAUCACAGAGAAAUUAAAAGACAGGGGGACGACGGACGACCCUGAAACAGUGCUUCAGGAGGCCAAGCUAGUCUUGCUCAACUGUGCCACGCCAGAUGCCAUCGUGCGGCUGCACUGCACAAAGCUGUCCCGUCAGGAGAGCCAGAAGCUGGAGAGGGUGUACUUUGAGGAGCAGAAGCACAGCUGCUUCACAGACUUCAUCUUCUCGCACAUCCAGCAAGCUGUCAGAAGCUCUGCCGCCUUCACAGAGGUGACCACAUUUUCCAGACUCCUGACGGCCUCUGACCUGGGCCAACUGAAAGAGGUCGUGAGAUACGUUGAACUCCUCUCUCUGCAGCAGUUUGAUACAGAGUACUCCUUCCUGAAGAAGAUCAGGACUUUCUUGGACACGGCUCCGGGGCAAAAGAUCCUCAUCAUCCAGAUGGAUUUCGAUGAGGCCACACAAAGCUCAAACCUCAUUGCCUCAGCCAAGUAUUCAGCAGCGAAUGAAAUCAAUAAAACGAAACAGGAGCAAGAGGGAACUGUGUUUGUCUACUUCAUCACCAAACUGCCCAGGAUUGAAGGGGGGACCUCAUAUGUUGGAUUUCAUGGAGGGCCCUGGACUUCGGUCCACAUAGAUGACCUGCGGAGGUCCAGAGACAUGGCGGCGGACAUCAAGGCCCUGAGGAACAUCACCAUCAGCCAGCUGUUUGAGGAGAAGCAGCCGGAGCAGCAGCAGCAGCAGCAGCAGGAGCAGCAGAGAGAGGACACUGCUGAAGCUAUGGAGGUGGAGGAUAUGUACUCUGAAACCAACCAGGAGCCCAUGGAGCAGGAGGAGGCUACAGAGGUUGGUGGCUGGGCGUCCAUCUUGGACACGACGGCUCUGGUGCGCAGCUGUGUGCAGAGCGCAGUGGGCAUGCUCAGAGACGAGGUGGAGGGCGGGGUCAGGAGCACCAGGAGGGUGGAGCUUCUGCUCACGCUCAUGAGCAACCAGGAAGAGCUGCAAAGUGUGUUCCUGCGGAGCCUGAAGAGGCGUCUUCACCUGCUGCUGGUGGCUCGUGAUGAGGGCCAGGUGCUGUCUGCCGCCCGCUCCUGGGUCUUCAGAGAGGCAGCCAAUAUAGACGCACUGCAGGAGGGGGGCACCUUCAGACAUACCCUGUGGAAGCGUGUGCAGGCGGUGGUGGUUCCGUUUCUGGCCCAGCUGAUCUCGGUUCUGGAUCGUGACUGCAACCUCGAUCUCCUGCUGGACCCCCAGCUGCCAGAACCCCUCAAGGACCUCUGGAUCCACAUACUGCAGAACGACAAGCUACUGGAGGUCCCCUACACACGACUGGACAGUUCUGAGGCUAAGACCAUCCUGGUGCCGAGCUCCAUGGGUGCUGGGGGGGUUCUGGCCUGCAGCCUGCCCUUCAGCUGGAGGAUCAGGGACUACCUGGAGGAGCUCUGGGUGCACGCCCUGCAGAGAGAAGGCCACAGUGAUGAGCAGUUUGAGAGGAUCUACUGGAAGACUCCGCUGGGGCGGGAGAUCGACCAAUUGGGGCCUGAGGUCCAGCUAGAGAUUCUACAGCGCUACCUGCAGGACUUUGUUGCCAUGACAAUGAAGGUCACAUCAAAGGGAGAGUUGGAGCUGCUGUGUGCUGCUGUGCUGUGCUGUGUGAAUGAGCUGUAUGAGAGUCUGCGUGAGGAGGGGGAGACAGGGCAGCAGGCGUUGGCUCUGUCCUGGGUCCACUCGGGCUACCACCACUACUGCACACGCCUCCAGAACCUCUCCAGGAUGCUCUGCAUAGAACCACACAUCACACAUGCUCUACUGGACAACACACACAUACAACAAGGACAGGAGCUGGUGUUGGAUGUGUAUGCUGCGUUGGCGUGUGUGGAGUUCCUGGAGCCCUCUCUGGAGGCAGAGGAGCAGUGCUCUGAUUGGCUGAGGAGGGUCAAGCAGCUGCAGGUGCCAGUGGAGCUGGUGUGUGCUGAGGAGAGCAUCAGAAGCUACGGACAGAGAAGCAAGGCUAUGGUCACCAGAGUCCAGCAUGGUUGGAGCCGUAUCCUGUCUCUGUCUCUGUUUGUGGAGCACAUGCUGUUGGGCAUCCAGACAGUGGAUCCCAAACUCACCCCACUACUGGUGGAGCGCACCAAGCAACUCGCACAGGUGUUGAGUAGGAACCCUGACCUGAAGCAGCAGCAGCCGUUCGAGGCGGUCCUGGUGAUCCUGAAGGAGUGUAAAGACGGGGCUGUGGAGCGCAUAUUCAGGUUUGGUGUUCAGCUGUGUCCGGUGUGUAUGAGUGAUCCUCGGGAACCACUUGCUCUCCCCUGUGACCACAUCUACUGCCUGGCCUGCGCUCGCCAGUGGCUGGUGGUUGGCAACAUGUUCUGCCCCCUGUGCAUGCAGCCCGUACCAGACGACUACCAGCUGCAGCCAUCAGACAAGAUACAGGCCCUGAUCACCAAGAACUCCCACUUCAGGCAGCGGUGUAACGGCUUCUUCAUAGCACUGGUGUCCAGUGUGUGUUUCAGCCACGACGCCCCACCCAGCCAAGCAGUCAUACUGCACCUGUUAUCACUCCUUAUGGUGGACGCAGGCACACUGCCUACCAUCACACAGAACAAGCGCAUGACGAAGCUGACGAAGGCUCUGUCUCCGUUUGAUGACACUGUUGACAGGAACCCUGUGGUGCGCUCGGUGGUGCUCAAGCUCCUCCUCAAAUACAGUUUUGAGGAUGUGAAGGUGUAUCUGCAGCAGCACCUGUCGGCUGUGGAGCGCAGCAACCUCCUGGACGAGACAGACAAGUCAGAGCUCUACACACUCUACAUCAACUGCUUCGAGGACUCCAUGUUUGAGCGUAUGCAGUGGCGUUCGGCGCGUGAGCAGAGUGUGUGUCUUCAGGAGGAAGGUUCCUUCCUGCACGACUUCCUGCACGCGGGUCCAGCCGACACACACGCCGUCAGAGUGGACACCCUGCAGCAGCUCGCACGCGUCCGCCUAGCACUGGACACAGCUGCAGACAUCAUUUCCCACACAUACACACACACAGGAGGUCCAGAGGCGGCUGUGUGUGGAUCUGACUCCUUCCUGGGUGAGGUUCGGAGUCUGUGUGUCCUGAGUAAGAACGACUGGUACCGCGUCUACCUGAUCCGCAAGAUCCGCAGCCAGCAGGGGGCAGAGUUCAUACAGAUGCUACUGGGAGACCCCCAGCUACAGUGGAUGUUCCCAGACGAGGUCCUACAGAAGAGUCAGGAGGGCGGCCAGAUGGACCAGUUCCUGGUGUGUGAGGGGGGCUACAAGAGCAUCAGGGACGCCGUGGCCAAGGCCUUAAUCGAGGACAAGAUCGACAGGAUACAGAAGGCCUGUGAUGCCUGUAAGAGUCCUCCCCUGAAGAAGUGUGUGUAUGUGCUGUUGGCUCUCUUCAGAGAAGUCACCUGCCUCUACAGACGACACGACACACACACACAUCCUACGCAGCAGCAGGCCCAAGCUCUGGAGGGCUUCAUUGCCCAGUGUGGUGCCUUGGCCACCCCAGAGCAGAAGGCCUUUGCGGUGGGGCUGGUGAGGAACGACCUGGGGCCCCUCACGGUGCGCCCGGAGGCCUCUGGAGCGGAUCACACCAUCACAGAGCUGUGCAUACACCUGGCUGCAGUACUGCUGUGUGGCCAUGCGGGGGUGCUCUCGCCCCUGCAGAGGCUGGCACUGCGGCCCGCUGACAUGCAGGCGGCCUACCUCCCCACCAUGCCUGAUGACAUGCUGCAUGUAGCCCAGCAGGCCAUGGGCCAACUGCAGUGGUACUUCUGCCCCAAUGGCCAUCCGUGCACAGUAGGCGAGUGUGGCCAGCCUAUGCAGGUUAGUCGGUGUCCAGACUGCAACGUAGAGAUCGGAGGCAUGAACCACAUUCCCGUGGCAGGCUUCAUUGCUACUGGACAACAGGGUGACCGUACUAGGCGGGGACAUAUCCUUGGUGACCCGGGUCGUAGGGAUCAGCCCGACAUGCUGGAUUCCAAGAAUAUGAGCCCCGCCCCCUUUUCUAUGGUCCGCCUCCUCACACACGCUGCCAUGAUGCUAGGAGCCGCCAACAACGCACAGGCGCUGGCCGCUCUGCUGUCCCCUGCGGUGCCUGACUGUGGUGUGUUUGUGAGGGCCCAUCUGCACAUGGACCUCCUGCAGCUGACCAGAGCCCUGGGCAAAGGAGCCGACGACACCACCGCUACAGUACACAUGAUAAUACAGACUCUACUGGAGCCCCCACACACCGCCUGGCCUGCUAAUUACGAUGCUCAGCUGUCCUCUAAAGAGGCGCGUAACAACUGGGAAACCGGAGUGGCCACUACUAUCAUCAGUCCCCAACUCAAGUCCCUGGACAGGCGUCUUCAGGAGGUAGAGCGCCUGGUGCGUGAUGAUGAGCGUGUGAGUUGUAGUCCAGUCAUGCGUGUGAUGUUCGGGGACCCUCGGCUGUUCCUGCGUUCUCUCCCGCGGGGCUGCCCGCUGCACGGCCCGGCCGUCUGGAGCGUCAGGGAGAGACUCUCCCUCAACGCCCUCACACACAUCCUGGAGCAGCAGGAUGGCAAAGACACACUGCCACUACUCUGGAAGUUCCUGCAGAGGGAGCCAGAGCUGCGCUCGGUGAGGUACCUGCCCGACAUCCUGGUGCUGCAGAGAGACCUGGUCAAGAAGUUCCAGAACUCUCCGGACCUCACCACGGGAACCAUCCGGCAGUUCCUGGAGAGACAGAGAGCAGCUGCGUGGUACAAGAGACGGAUAGACAUCUUCUUGAAGACAUGGAACAAGCUUCGUCAAUCUCUGGCCAUCAACGGAGAGAUCCAGUUGGCGUCUGAGUACUGUGAGCGAGACCUGGACCUCGAGAGUGAGCUGCAGGUGCUGCUGCCUCGUAGACAGGGCCUGGGCCUCUGCUCCACAGCACUCGUCAGCUACCUCAUCGCCCUGCACAACGACAUGGUGUACACCACUGACAAACACACCGGAGAGGAGACCAGCUACACUGUGAGCCCGGCAGACCUGUGUGAGCUGCACGUGAUCCGCUAUGAUGUGGAGAGAGACGUGCUGCCCCUUGUGCUGUCCCACUGCCAAUACAGCGUGGAGAGAGGAGGUGGUGGAGGAGGAGGAGCAGGAGGUGCCCUGCCCGAUUACGAUCUACCCAAGAUACAGCAGCAGCUGCUGACGCGAUUCUUACAGGGGAAACCUCGCAUCACACUGAACGGAAUACCAACACUCGUCAACCGACAUGACAGGAACUAUGAGAACAUCUUCAGAGACGUCAAAGCCAAAGUCCCCCAGGAGCCGCUGCCCUCCCUGACGUUGUCGUCGGUGACGGGGGAGCUGGGGGGCUUCAGUGAGGUGUGUGAGGCGCUGGGGGCUGUGGAACUCUCACUUGGUUUCCUAGCAACCACCCCCGCCGACCCCCACACACAGCUGGGCACCUACCUACAGGAUACACUGCAGAUGGGAGAUCACCUGCCCACACACAUACUCAAGGCUCUGAGCAGGUGUAGUUUGAAGCACGCUGUGGCACUCUGGCAGCUCCUCUCCUCACUCAAGUCAGAGAGCAUGCUGCGCCUCAAGAGGGACCCAUUUGUGGGCGUUUCUGAUGAUUACAAGCUGCCAUUGGACGAGGAGGCACGGAGGCAGCUGAUUGGCUACCUGGCGAAGGGCGGGGCCGGGAGCUUUGUCCUGGAGAUGCACGAGUUCCUGCAGCUGAAACUGAAGGGCCUGUCAGACAAAGACCUCUUCAGGCCAGACUGGGGUCUGAGGGACACGGUGGUGUCCUAUAUGGAGCGUAAGGACCUGGACGCGUCCCCAGAGGUGGAGCAGUGGUUCCCAGAGGCCAUCCUGCUGGCACACAGCGUGGACACAUGGAGGGUGUGUGUCGAGUACCAGCAGGAGCGCAGCAAAUGAAGAGGGGGCCGUGUGUGUGUGUGUGCGUGUGCGUGUGCGUUUGUGCGUGUGGCCCUCCUGCUGGGCUACAGAGUGGAGUACAAAAAGAACAAAGCCACAAAAAGAAACAAACACUCCACCGAUACUGCCUCCCGUCAGCGUAACGCAAAGGAGUGUGUGUGUGUGUGUGUGUGUGUGUGUGUGUGUGUGUGUCUGACUGAGUCUGAGCAAGUGUGUGUUUAAAUGUCUGUGUGUGCACAUGGAUGUACAGUAUGUGUGUGAAUGAGUGAGUGUGCGUGUAUUCGAGUGCAUGUUGUAUACUGUGUUUACAAAGAUUACAAUCACUUUACCAAUCACUCUCCAGUUUGUGUUAAAAUGCAGCAGUGCCUUUGCUUUGAAAGUGCCACUGGUCUAACUAGUACUGCUACGGUACUGAGCCAUGAGCAAUGCUGGCCCGGUACUGACCCGGGUCCAAUAUGAUGAUGCUGAGCAUUGCUGCUGUUGUCCUGGGACUGACAUAAGUACAGUACUGUGGUUGUAGAACUUGAGCCAAGACAGUACUGUGCUUCUCAGAGUUGCACACAAACAGUUGUGUGCUUCUGGAACUUGUACCAGUUCAACUGUGUGGAUAGAGGACUUGAACCUGUACAAUACUGGACCAGGGACUGGCACCCAGUACAGUACUGUGGUUGUGGGACUUAAACCAAUACAGUACUGUGGACCCAUUACUUAAACGCGUACCAUUUUUUGGACCCGGGACUGGCACCAAUACAACUGCGAUAACCUGAAAUGUUGCACAAGUACAAUGCACCUUCUGACCUCCUCUCUUCACUGCAGUGAUUGAAGUAGAUCAGGUCUUUCUCCUCGUAGCCCAUCGAGUAAAGCAAUCAAAGAGAAGACGAAAUCUAUUGGACUCAGGGAAUUAUGUUUUUUUUCUUUCCUUCUUUCUUUCUUGCUAUAUUUUUUGUGUUUUCGUAAAAGGAUCAUUAUUAUCUUGUAAAUAUGUCGCUUUGGGGCUUUUACUGCACUUGAAAAGAUAAAAGGGAAACCAUGUUUCCAGCUCAUUAUAUACAAUCAUACUUCACCACAUAGCUCAAGCAUGUGGAAUAUAUACAAUAAUUCAUCACAUGAAGUCCCCAUCACCUUGUACUUCCUCAAGGUACUGCAGAUACCUCAACAGUCAAUUCAGAUAAUCCAAAAUCCUGGAUACUCACAUAAUCUAAACUACCGGUAAUCCAAACAUAGACACGACCAUCACUAGCGUUUUUGCCCAAUCUGGAGCCCACACCACCCUCACACUCCCAGCAUUACAUCCAUGUCUGCCUUCUCCCAUGUUGCUUGCAUCUGUUGAUGAUGAAGACUGACAUUGUUGUAGCCAUAGUUCAGGUGUAACAGAAAGCCAGGUUCUCACUGGGUUUUAGUAGGCUGUUAUUAGGGGUAUACAAAGAAGCUGGUUCGGGAGUAAAGUUAAACCAGUUAAGAGGUAAAUUAUCUAAAUGAAAAGCCUGGAGAAAAGGUCCUCGCUGGAUUAUUGUGCCCUCUUUAUCAUAAUGGCCUUUCAAGGCUCUUCUGUGUUCUGCUUUUUGUUCCUAUUGUUUGUUUGUUUGUUUUUCCUCAUGUGACCAAAUUGUAACAGAUCAUUCCAUGCGCAUGUCAUGCAACAUAGACAUGGAUUCAAUAAUAAAAAGAAUAUUAAUCUA